This is a messenger RNA of Salmo salar (Atlantic salmon), 1548 nucleotides long. Lineage: Eukaryota; Metazoa; Chordata; Actinopteri; Salmoniformes; Salmonidae. The record is from RefSeq and is a predicted model, not a curated record.
AUGUCUCUGGGAGUGAAUGGCUCAUGGAGGGGCUCUGUCCCAUCCUCCAUCCCUACUGCCUUCCUUUCUCACCUCUCCCCCAGCACUGACUUGGGAGUCGCCAUCUUCCUCAUCCUCACAGGUGUAGUGUCAGUGGUUGGGAAUGGCAUAGUGCUGUUGGUUUUCUGUAGAAAGAAGAAGAAACUCAGACCACCAGAACUCAUGACCGUCAACCUGGCCAUCUGUGAUUUUGGAUACAGCCUCUUGGGGGCGCCAUGCCUCAUCAUUUCCAGUGUGUCCCAUGGCUGGGUGUUUGGGGAAGCAGGGUGCCUGUGGUACGGGUUGCAGGGCUUUGUUUUUGGGAUUGGCUCCCUCAUCACCACCUGUCUCAUCUCUCUGGACCGCUGCCUCAAGAUCUGCAGCUUCAGAUACGGUCAGUGGAUAGAGAGACGUCACAUGUCCAUGUCCAUAGGACUGGUGUGGUUCUACUCUCUGUUCUGGGCCUCCCUGCCUGUCUUCGGCAGCUACGGACCAGAACCCUUUGGAACCAGCUGCACCAUCAACUGGUGGGGGAUGAGGUCAUCUUUGAUCGACAGGGUCUACAUCUUGCUGAUCCUGAUCAUGUGUUUUUUUCUCCCCACACUGACCAUCGUCGCCUCCUAUGUGACCAUUCUACUGACGGUUUACCGUUCUAGUCGCGUUCUGGCAUCUAUUCCCUCCUCAACUUUCACUCACACCAGCAAAGACCUGAGACUCACAAAGAUAGCAGCUGUGGUGUGCUCCACCUUCCUCUUAUCCUGGACUCCCUAUGCCAUCGUCUCCCUCUACUCCGCCUUGGCCCCCAAGGAGGAGCAUGGGGCCGGGGAGGCCAUGCAGGGAGGAGGCCCCUCCAUGGGGACUGGAGGAUCCACCGGGAUGGCCUCAGCCUUCCCACAUCCCCAACAUUAUGGUCUCCUCAAUUGGACCUCCACGGAAAACUACGGAAGUGUCUACUACGACCCUGGAGAAUCCUUGCGGGACGUGACCAACCCAGAUCCCUACUCCUAUUCUGGCUUAGGCCACAGUCUGUCUGCUGCUUCCACACGCAGUUCAGCCCCAGGCCAGGAGGGGGAGUCGGAGACAGGGAGCAACUGGCCAGUGUCCUGCCUGCCACCUAUGUUGUCUCUGAUACCAGCAAUGUUUGCCAAGUCUCACUGCAUGAUUAACCCCUUCAUCUACCAGAUCAUGAACAAGGAUUUCAGAGAGGACGUGUACGACAUACUGUUUGGGAGACAGAACGGGGAGAGGAGGAGAAUGCGGGGAAGAGGAGGGAGCUACUCUGACACCCCCAAAGGCAGCCUCUCCUACUGCCACAGCUGGCGAGGGAGGAGCAAGCCCAAGGCCGUGCCCAUGGUGGAGUUGGGGAAGAAAGAGAGGGCUGGUGACACCAUUUCAGAGGGGUGGGACGCCCUGGGCGUGGCCUCGCUGGACACACAGGUCAACAUGGACGGGCAGAGUCUGAGCGAGGCAGGGAGAGAGACAGAGAGAGAGCUGGGGGGUUCCACCUCUAGUAGUCUGCUGACCGAGUGA